CACGCCGAGGAGUCGCCCAGCGCUCCCAACCCAUAUGAUAUUAAAACAAGGACUCCUGUCUUUGCGCUGCCUGCACUAGACAACCCAAACCCCUUGCUCCAUGUCUCGUCCGAUGCGGCAACUAGACUUCUUGAGUAGUUCCGGACCGAAAACCUGAACUAUCUUCCCUACAUCUAUAUACCGCCCCAUGUCACCCCUCAAGAACUUAUGAAAGAGAAGCCAUUCUUCUGGUACUGCCUUACUGCAGUCCUGACGCCGAACCUGACUCAGAGAGAAUCCCUGUUCACCAAAGUGCAUAACACUAUUUACCAAGAGCUUCUUGUGGACAUUGCCCCUAACAUGGACAUUCUUCUCGGCCUUAUGACCUUCAUGUCCUGGAAAAUCUACUGCGCAAAGCCAUUUCUUAACUUCUACAGCCACAUACUGACCGGCGUGGUCUGCGAGCUGGGUAUUAACAAAGCUCCACUCAAUGAACAAACAAUCUUACAAGGGUUUAACCGAGCGGCUGGUCUAAAGACAGAUACCGCUAUGAGCAGAACGUUAGAGGAGCGAAGGGCAGUGCUGGGGUGCUUUCUGAUCACUUCAAGUAUCGCCUCAUCGCUAUUUAAGAGUGAUGCCUUGCGUUGGACGCCCCAUAUGGAAGAAAGCCUCGAGAUCUUGGCUAGCACGAAAGAGUGCGUUGGAGACGAGCUGCUGGUAUGGCUCGUCAGGAUUCAGUUGGUGGUCGACAAAUCUUAUCAUCUUCGCCGCGACGGCGAGAACUCGCAUUCAUCACCGUUGGUUACGGACCUCUUGCAAUCCCAGCUGGACUCGAUCAAGCGCCAGAUACCUUCGCAACUGACGAAAAAUAAUGUCAUCAGUAUGUACUUCUCGAACGCUGAACUUGCGAUCCACGAGGUAUUUAUUAAAGCUCCCAUCCCGACCAACUGCCCAGACCCCCAGGGCCUCAAAAGUCUUCACAUAUCCCUUCUCGCUACAAAGUCGUGGUUGGAUGUCUGGUUGUGUGUUCCCCCAGAACACUAUUUGGCAGUAUCUUUUACCAUACUCUUCCAGUUCUGUCGAGCCUUGGUGAACCUGUUCAAGCUUUCCACCCUGGACGAUCCAUCCUGGGACAAGAAUGCUGUUCAAGACAGCGUAAAUCUUCUUCAUUAUCUCGACCAGCUGCAAAUUAAUUUCAAAAGGUCAUCCGACCAUCUCGGCCAAGAUGCGGAAGCGAACAUAUUUGCAAAGGGCGUGAAGAUGAUAACCGCUAUCAAAGAAAGAUGGGGACCGUCCUUGAUGCAGGCCCGGCAGUACUUGCCUGCCACCGAGGUGGCUAACCCGACCUUGCAGAAUACAUUGGGCAACUCAGACGAUUUCAGACUUGACGGUAUUGACGAUGUAUGGAUGAUGGAACUCCUGGGAUUCUUGUAGCAAAUGACAAUUUGUUUGCCAUCUUACUGAAGAGCAUCGUGCCGUUGUGUUCUUGUGUGUCCAGAUAUGCGAGAGAACAAUUCUCGCACAGCGUAAUGAGCCCAUCGGGAAUGAUAUGAACGGGGCGUGAGCGGGCUGAUAGCAAGAAAUCUAUUUAUCGAAGGAUUUGCUGCAUAGAAGUUG
Aspergillus pseudonomiae is the source of this 1596-nucleotide messenger RNA. RefSeq lists its product as uncharacterized. The transcript has 4 exons. NCBI's taxonomy places the organism in Eukaryota, Fungi, Ascomycota, Eurotiomycetes, Eurotiales, Aspergillaceae. The record is from RefSeq and is a predicted model, not a curated record. Gene Ontology annotation, molecular function: DNA-binding transcription factor activity, RNA polymerase II-specific; transcription cis-regulatory region binding. Gene Ontology annotation, cellular component: nucleus. The coding region runs from base 208 to 1413 and encodes 401 amino acids. Gene Ontology annotation, biological process: regulation of DNA-templated transcription.